This is a messenger RNA of Diplodia corticola, 1851 nucleotides long. Its product is annotated as extragenic suppressor of the bimd6 mutation. Gene Ontology annotation, cellular component: cytosol; preribosome, small subunit precursor. Gene Ontology annotation, molecular function: ATP binding; protein serine/threonine kinase activity. Gene Ontology annotation, biological process: maturation of SSU-rRNA. The coding region runs from base 1 to 1851 and encodes 616 amino acids. The transcript has a single exon. The record is from RefSeq and is a predicted model, not a curated record. Lineage: Eukaryota; Fungi; Ascomycota; Dothideomycetes; Botryosphaeriales; Botryosphaeriaceae.
AUGGCGUCGCAGGACGUUUCCCCAGCCGCCGCACACGAGCCCACGCACGACUACGCCCCCCACCAGGGCUACGAGCCCGACACCGACGGCGGCGUGUCUCUUUCAACCGCACCCCAGCCGGUCCAGCCAACGGAGCAGCCCGCGGACGGCGACAAUGACUUCUCGGACGGCGACGACUACGACGACAUCUUCGAGGACGCCUCGGACGAGGAAGCGGACGACGAGUUCGCCGCCGACGCGCUCGGCACGGCGAACCCGAACGACUUCACGAAAUCGUACAACCGGCAGCGCAAGAUGAACGACGCAGCGAUCCCGGCGGCGCACAAGCCCAAGACGAACCCGCAAGGCGGCGCGGCGCCCAAGCCGUCGGCCAACACGACGACGGCCAUCGACGACCAGAUCCGGUCGCUGUCGGUGCACGCGAGCAAGAUCAAGCUGGACGACUCGCGCUUCGGCGGCGGCGGCGGCGGCGGCAACGGCAAGGGCAGCGGCCGCAACGACGACGGCGGCGGCAAGGACAGGGCCGACCGCGCGACGUCGGAGCAGGUGCUAGACCCGCGCACGCGCAUGCUACUACUACAAAUGAUCAACCGCGGCAUCGUCAGCGAGAUCCACGGCUGCGUAUCGACGGGCAAGGAGGCCAACGUGUACCACGCGCUCGCGCUGCCCGACGGCGACGACGGGCCGCCCGUCCACCGCGCCAUCAAGGUCUACAAGACCAGCAUCCUGGUCUUCAAGGACCGCGACAAGUACGUCACGGGCGAGUUCCGCUUCCGCGGCGGCUACAGCAAGAGCAACAACCGCGCCAUGGUCAAGGUGUGGGCCGAGAAGGAGAUGCGCAACCUGAAGCGCCUGCACGCGGCGGGCAUCCCGUGCCCGCAGCCGCUGCACCUGCGCCUGCACGUCCUCGUCAUGGGCUUCGUCGGCGACCGCAAGGGCUGGCCGGCGCCGCGCCUGCGCGACGUGCCCGCCGACCUGGGCCUCGGCGACGCCGACGAGAUCGACCGCCGCUGGCGCGACCUCUACCUCGAGCUGCUGUCGUACAUGCGCCUCAUGUACCAGGCGUGCCGGCUCGUGCACGCCGACCUGAGCGAGUACAACCUGCUCUACCACGACGGCCGGCUCUGCGUCAUCGACGUCUCCCAGUCCGUCGAGCACGACCACCCCCGCGCCCUCGAGUUCCUGCGCAUGGACAUCAAGAACGUCGCCGACUUCUUCCGCGGCGGCCAGCGCGCCGUCGACACCCUGCCCGACCGCGCCGUCUUCGCCUUCAUCACCGACCCCGCCCUGAGCACGGAGAUGGUCGGCAUGCGCGACGCCCUCGAGGAGCUGUACCGCAAGAGGGCCGACGAUGUCGCCGCCGCCGCCGACGACGACGACGCCGGCGCCAUCCCCGACGACGAGGUCGACAACGAGGUCUUCCGCAAGCAGUACAUCCCCCAGACCCUCGAGCAGGUCUACGACAUCGAGCGCGACGCCGAGCUCGUCGGCGCCGGCAAGGCCGACUCGCUCGUCUACCAGAACCUGCUUGCCAGCACCAAGGCAAAGGACGGUGCCGGUGCCGGCGCCGCUGUCGUUGGCGGCGAGGAGGGCGAGGACGAGGAUGGCGAUGAGGACGAGGAAGGCGACGAGGACGAGGACGGCUCGGAAGAUGGUGAGGGAGAGCACGGUGGGGACAGGGAGUGGCGCGACAAGGGCCCGCCGCGCGGCAAGCGCUUCGAGGACAAGGACGACAAGAAGGCGCACAAGCUGGCGGUCAAGGAGGAGAAGCGCGAGAAGCGGAAGACGAAGAUGCCAAAGCACGUCAAGAAGAGCUUGGUCAAGAGCACCGGGAAGGGGCAUAAGAAGUGA